UGAAAUAUAAAAAGCGCGGGCUUGUAACUAACCUUAAAUUUAAUUACUGUCAGUAAACAUUGGAAUAAUAUUAUGGCUCCUGACAAUGAAAAAUCAGCUAAUUUACCAUGGGUUGAAAAAUAUCGUCCUAAAAAAUUGGAAGAUCUCAUUUCUCAUGAAGAAAUAUUGAAAACAAUUAACAAAUUCAUUAAUGAAAAUCAACUUCCACAUCUUCUACUUUAUGGACCACCAGGAACAGGAAAAACUAGUACUAUAUUAGCUUGUGCUAAGAAACUUUACAAACCUGAGCAAUUCAAUUCAAUGGUAUUAGAAAUGAAUGCAUCCGAUGAUAGAGGAAUAGGUAUAGUCAGAGGACAAAUUUUAAAUUUUGCUAGUACAGGUACUAUGUACAGAUCUGGAUUUAAAUUGAUUAUUCUUGAUGAAGCUGACGCCAUGACCAAUGAUGCACAAAAUGCACUUAGAAGAAUUAUCGAAAAGUAUACGGAAAAUGUACGUUUUUGCAUAAUAUGUAAUUAUCUUGGUAAAAUUAUACCAGCUUUACAAUCAAGAUGUACCAAAUUUAGAUUUGGACCAUUGCAAUCCGAACAAAUCUUACCAAGAUUAAAUGAAGUUAUAGAACUCGAAAAUUUGAAAGUAACGGAAGAUGGAAAGCAAGCAUUAAUGACAUUAUGCAAUGGUGAUAUGAGAAAAGUAUUAAAUAUACUUCAGAGUACUUGGUUAGCUUUUGGAUCUGUCACAGAGGAAAAUGUAUAUUCUUGCGUUGGACAUCCAUUACCAGUUGAUAUAAGAAAUAUUCUUAACUGGUUGUUAAACGAAACUUAUGAAUUAUCCUAUUGUAAAAUACAAGAUCUAAAAAUAAAGAAAGGACUCGCAUUGCAGGACAUUCUUACAGAACUGCAUUUAUUUGUACAUAAGAUUGAGUUCCCAGAUAACAUAAUCAUAGAUUUGGUUAUAAAAAUGGCUGAAAUUGAGAAAAGGGUAGCAGUUGGAUGUAACGAGGCAAUACAAUUAAAUGCUUUAGUAGCAGCUUUUCAUCAAGCACGAGAGAUAAAUGUUUGAAAAAUAUUUACGAAACGACUGAUCGAUCAGCAGAGUAUAAAAAUUGUAGUAAAGAAGCCUUUAUUUACACAACGUGACACGAUAGUAAUUUAAUAAAAAAAAAAAACAAAAAAAUUUAAUUACAUUUUUUCGUGAAUCUUAUCAACAAGAUGGGAUCUCAGUUUUCCCCGAAUUGAAUGUCAAAAUCUACAACGUUAAAAUAGGUAUAGUCAUCGCGUCACUUUUACCAUUAAUUUCCCAUCGUUUAUAAAUUCGUGUCUGCUUGUCGUAUGUGUACCGGUAAUUUCAUGAAAAGUGUAUACCUCAUUCUCUAGUUGGAUAAGCCUUUGUAACACCAAUUUCAAUGUAUAUAAAACAUUAUACACACAUACACCAUCUGAAGAUUACAUUGUGACAAAUACAGUUCGAUCAACACGUUAGAUUUGCUAAUUGUUAUAUUCGAACUUAUUUAUUUAUUUAACAAAAAUCCUAUCACUAAUACGAUCUUUCUUCAAAAAAUUCGAAUAAAAUAUUGUCAUUCUAUUUUUGUAUAAAUAAA
Molecule: messenger RNA, 1597 nt
Organism: Polistes dominula (European paper wasp)
Lineage: Eukaryota; Metazoa; Arthropoda; Insecta; Hymenoptera; Vespidae
Gene: RfC3
Product: replication factor C subunit RfC3
Biological process (GO): DNA-templated DNA replication; DNA repair
Cellular component (GO): nucleus; DNA replication factor C complex
Molecular function (GO): DNA clamp loader activity; ATP hydrolysis activity; DNA binding
Source: RefSeq, a predicted model, not a curated record